Molecule: messenger RNA, 763 nt
Organism: Myotis daubentonii (Daubenton's bat)
Lineage: Eukaryota; Metazoa; Chordata; Mammalia; Chiroptera; Vespertilionidae
Product: small ribosomal subunit protein eS8-like
Exons: 2
Coding region: 161-748 (195 amino acids)
Source: RefSeq, a predicted model, not a curated record
CUGGUCAAGGGCAUGUACCUGGGUUACAGGCUCAUCCCGGUCCAGGAGGCAACUCAUUGAUGUGUCUCUCUCACAUCGAUGUUUCUCUCUCUCUCUCCCCCCUCCCUCCCUUCCACUCUCACUAAAAAUCAAUGGAGCUCUUUCCAGCCAGUGCCGACCCAUGGGGAUCUCUCGGGACAACUGCCACAAGUGCCACAAGACAAGGGGAAAGAGAAAGCCCUACCGCAGGAAGCGAAAAUAUGAGCUGGGACGCCCUGCUGGCAACACUAAAUUUGGACCCCGCCACAUACACACAGUCCCAGCACGGGGUGGCAACAAGAAGUACCGGGCCUUGAGGCUGGACGUGGGCAACUUCUCCUGGGGCUCAGAGUGUUGUACUCGCAAAACAAGGAUUGUUGAUGUUGCCUACAAUGCAUCCAACAACGAACUGGUCCGCACCAAGACCCUAGUAAAGAGCUGCAUCAUGCUCAUUGACAGCACAUCGUACCGACAGUGGUACAAGUCCCACUAUGCACUGCCCCUGGGCCGCAAGGAAGGGGCCCAGCUGACUCCUGAGGAGGAAGAGAUUUUAAAGAAAAAACGAUCAAAGAAAAUUCAGAAGAAAUCUGAUGAAAGGAAAAAGAACGCCCAAAUCAGCGGUCUUCUCGAGGGGCAGCUCCAGCAGGCAGGCUUCUUGCCUGCGUCGCUCGAGACCAGGCCAGCGUGCCCAGCAGAUGGCUAUGUGAGGGGCCAGGGGCUGGAGUUCUAAUUGCAGGAAAUCAAG